AUGAGAAUAAUAAAAGGAAUGAAUCAAGUAGUGCCUUCAACAAAAGAAAAAGGACAUUAUUGUUGGGGAUUACAUUAUAAAAGAGAUGAAAAAAAAGGCGGUUUACUAUAUUUAAACGAAUAAUUAAUGAAAGAAUAAAAGCUAGUUAUUUAUAGUAUAGUGAAAAAAAUCGGUUCUAAUAUUUUAAAUGGCAAAUCUAUUAUGAAUAUUUCCAUGCCAGUUUAACUUUUUGAUAAGAAAUCAAUGAUUUAAAGACUUGCUAAAGGAUUUGGACAUGCCCCAAACUUUUUAGAAAAAGGAGGUUUAACAAAUAGUUAUAUAGAAUAAAUUAAAUAUUGCGCAGCUUUUAUGUUAUCUUCCUUUAUUAUGGGAUUUAAUUAAGAAAAACCUUUCAAUCCUAUAAUUGGUGAAACUUUAUAAGGUAGAUUAAAUGGAUGUCCUAUAUACUUCGAACAGACUUCACAUCAUCCGCCUAUUUCUAAUUAUUAUUUAUAUGGAAGAGGAUAUGAUUUAUAUGGAUGUCAUAUUUCAGCAGUAAAUAUGGGAGCAAAUUCCCUAACUGGUUAUUUGCAAGGAAAUCCAAUAAUUCAUUUUAAAUAAAACAAUUAAAAAGUAUAUUGUCUAUGGAAUAGUUUUAAUUUAUUUGGUACCGCAAUAGGUACUCGUAUGUUAAAUUGUUUCGGAAAAGCAUAUGUACUUAACCCUUCACAAAACUUAAUUUUAGAAAUAAUUUACAAUCCGAAUAAUGCAAAUGGAUUUACAAGUUUAUUUUCUAAAAAAAAUCAAAUCGAUGAAUUUAUAGGUUGCAUCUAUAAAGUACAUCCUGGUGUCUGUGAUAAAUUCAUGGAAGCCCAUAAGUCCCUUUCAAAAAAAUAAUAAGAAGUUUCAUUAGACAUGAAUAAAGAUAUAGUAGAAUUAAUAUCUAGGGCUUCAGGUAUUUGGAAUUCUCAUAUAGAUUUCGAUGAUGUAAGGUAUUGGGAUGAUUCUUAAGAUUUCCCAUAUAGAUGUGAAUAUGAAGUAAACCCAUUACCUUCGGAUUCUAGAUUUAGAAUAGAUAUGUUAUAUUUAUUGAAAAAUGAUUUGAAAAAAUCUUAAGCAGAGAAAGAAUUAAUGGAAGAAGUUUAAAGACAUGAUUAAAGUAAAUAUGGUUACAUUAAUAAAGAUGAUAUCUAAAUCGGAAGCCAUGAAAUGGAUAAAAAAUUUAAUACUGAAUGCUCAAAUUAUUAUUAUUGUUAUGAUAAUUGUUUAAAAGAAUCUGAAGGAGAUUGGGUAAAUUCUUUAAGAAAAAGUCUUAAUUGA
Messenger RNA from Ichthyophthirius multifiliis, 1299 nucleotides. Its product is annotated as PH domain protein. Lineage: Eukaryota; Ciliophora; Oligohymenophorea; Hymenostomatida. Gene Ontology annotation, molecular function: sterol binding. The record is from RefSeq and is a predicted model, not a curated record. Gene Ontology annotation, cellular component: intracellular membrane-bounded organelle; membrane; cytosol. The transcript has 6 exons.